This is a messenger RNA of Sarcophilus harrisii (Tasmanian devil), 1094 nucleotides long. RefSeq names its product WAS/WASL-interacting protein family member 3-like. NCBI's taxonomy places the organism in Eukaryota, Metazoa, Chordata, Mammalia, Dasyuromorphia, Dasyuridae. The coding region runs from base 651 to 1091 and encodes 146 amino acids. The record is from RefSeq and is a predicted model, not a curated record. The transcript has a single exon.
GGCGGCGGGUAACCGAACUCUUUCGGAAAAGGGUGGAGACGCCCGAGACGCUGUCCAGGCCCACACUCUCCAGGCCCUCCCCCUCCGGGCCGCAGCGGGGCGGGAGAAGCGGGAGGCACCUUCUCAUCUCCCUCUAGGUCGCCCUGCCCCCUCCCCGACCUACCUACCCCGCCCAAGGGGCAGUCCGAUUGCCUAGGCAGCGGCGUACUCUCGAGGCCGUAAUUGACAGGAGCUUCACUCCAACCAGCAAACGCCAUUUGUGUUUUCACACGCGGCGGGAGGCGAGGCGCCCAAUCAGCGAGAGGAGGCGGGCCAGAAGAGCUCCUCCCGCUGCGGGAGCCAUGGCGGAGUUCUGGUCUUGCUUUAUCUGCACUCUUCCGCUUCUCUUCCCCCCCCCCCCUCCGACCCCGCUCCGGCGCAGCGGACAGCCCCAGCCUUUCGGUUUCCGUAAAGCGAAACACUAAAGUUUCCACUUCCUAUAUUUUAGACGGCUUCAAUCAUUUCCCCCCCGUCAGCCGGCCAACCCUAAACCCCCCGAAGAGUUCCGCUCCCUACCUAGCAGCUGGCUUACUGACGAGCCGGUGCCCCCGCGCACAGCCUCUUCUGCUGGCGACCCCAGCGGCUCCUCCUGAUUGGCGGUAUUAAGACCAAUGAGUGCGGAGCGCUGGGCGUGGAGGCCAAUGGCGCGGCGGGAGGGGGCGUGUCCCGGGUGCCCCUGGCGCCAGUGCCGGGGAUCCCCGUGCGGUCAGUGGCGUUUCCGCUCGGGCAGCGGGCUGAGUGAGCUGCUGCCGCCGCCGCCGCCGCCGCCGUCGCCGCCGUCGCUGCUGCCGCCGCCGCCACCGCUGGGGGAGGGGCGGCCGCCGCCCGCCAGCUUUUUCAUAGACUCUCGCGCAGCAGCAGCAGCAGCAGCAGCAGCAGCAGAAACAGCAGCCGCCCCGCCAGUCCGCCCACACCCCCUCCCCUAUUCCCCCCCUCCCCGCCCGCGCGCCCGCCCUCGGUUCGCUCCGCCUUUCUGCCCCCACCCCCACCCCCACCUCACAGGCUCGGGCCAUCCCCGGCCAGGAAACACCGCGGCGCCGCGCUGGGCCUAGCUC